AUGGGCGCCAUGUGGAAGACGUUCUUCUAUGGCCUCCCAGUUGCCUUAUCCCUGGGCCGUGCCGUUGCAUUGCCUACCAACGGAACUAUCCUCCGUGUGAGAGCCGAUGUGAGAGCCGAUGUGAGAGCCGAUGGCCCGGAAUUCGACCCCACUGAUCUCUCCCACAUAAAGAAGCUUGCGGCCAUUGGGGACUCAUACUCGGCCGGGAUUGGGGCUGGUGAUCGACUCGGAACCGUCUUUGACCUGUUCGUUGCGGAAAGCGGUGCCGUGACGAAGGAUGUCAUUGAGAAGCAAAUCCCCAACCUGGACGGCGAUCAGCAGGCAAUAUUGUUGUCUAUAGGUGGCAAUGACGCCGAGUUGACAGAUGUCCUGAACCAAUGCAUCUUUCAGUGGGCCGUCAUGGACAGGGCUCAAGUACUUGUCGCGAAGGCCGCUGCCUUCUCUAGAAAUUUCGCCUGGGCCGCCGACGUAGACUGGGACAAACUGGGUACGGGCUGUGAAGCACAGUUGGGCAUUACCCAAGCCAUCAUCCAUAACGACGCCUUUAGGAAGAGCCUCGACGACGUGCUGAAUGCAGCAAAGAGUAAAUUGGCGAAGGAUGGGAAGAUAUACUAUACUGGAUAUGGAAAGUUCUUUGCUGAAGACAUGAGUGAAGAUUGCGACAAGGUCUCCUGGUCCACCUGGAUUUAUAAAUCCUGGAACAUUGGCUAUCCCACGGCAUAUCUCACUCGAGAAAACCGCAGUAAAAUGAACAAGCUGGUGGACGACAUGAACGCGGAACUCAGAUCCGCGGCCGAAAGAGCUGGCCCGAGUGUGAAGUUUGUUGAUUACGACUCUGACAUUGGUCGGUUCGGCGGUCGAUACUGUGAAAAGGGCGUGGACGAGUCAACCAAAGAGAGCAACACCAGGACCGGGCUAAUGUUCUACGAACUCAAUACGUUUGACCCGCUUGGCAACACUCCCUGGAAGCGAACGAGCGCUAGCGAACUCCAAGGGACUUUCAUGGGAGACCUGAAUGUCUAUGCGCAGAUAACACGACUCAUGGACCCCGAGUCUAGGUUCAGAGCCCCGUUAGUUGACGCAGGUCAGCAGCAAACUCCAGCUCAGGGUCAGGUCGCAGCAGCUGCAGGUCCCCAGGAAGCAGCUGAAAACGAUGAUCCGAAUCUCCGAAAGAGGGAGAUUCCCAACGUUAUGCCCGACGGAUAUGGUCGUGUCUUUCACCCACAAGUGCUUCUCCACGAAAUCAUCGCGAACCUCGUCCUCUUUGAGAUGAGCAAUGACCGUGAGACGGCCGCAGGGUUCGAGGAACUUCCACGGGACUUUUCCUGGGACUCAUGUCCAUACAACCCGCCCUUCCCUACUCUUCCGGGCGUGGAUCCCAACCCUAAGCCUCAGAAGGAGAAAUGGCGCAUGACACUCUACGACAACGUUUGGGAGUGCAACCAGGACGAAAACACCCGGUCGCGCGAGAUCUGGGGAAGUGAGACAGGCAAAUGUUACACCUUCGAUUGGGAUAUGCCAGGUACAUCAUGCGACCAAUACCAGAAUGGCGGAAAGUCGGAGCGACAGGAUUGCGGAGGAUUCUCUCUCAUACCGCAGUCGAUCAGAGUUUCCAAGGACUCGGAUUGCGAGCUCUACUUUGGCGAAAACUGCACACAGGAUUACACGGCAUUUGUCACAGACAAGUGCAUUGACACGGCUAUGACGCUCCAAUCAACUCGUCGGUUCAGGUCUUUUAAAUGCAACUAA
This is a messenger RNA of Scedosporium apiospermum, 1749 nucleotides long. RefSeq lists its product as uncharacterized. The record is from RefSeq and is a predicted model, not a curated record. Gene Ontology annotation, biological process: triglyceride catabolic process. The transcript has 10 exons. The coding region runs from base 1 to 1749 and encodes 582 amino acids. NCBI's taxonomy places the organism in Eukaryota, Fungi, Ascomycota, Sordariomycetes, Microascales, Microascaceae. Gene Ontology annotation, molecular function: triacylglycerol lipase activity.